Messenger RNA from Coffea eugenioides, 799 nucleotides. RefSeq lists its product as uncharacterized. The record is from RefSeq and is a predicted model, not a curated record. NCBI's taxonomy places the organism in Eukaryota, Viridiplantae, Streptophyta, Magnoliopsida, Gentianales, Rubiaceae. The transcript is spliced from 3 exons. The coding region runs from base 194 to 799 and encodes 201 amino acids.
UUAAACUGAGCGAAACUGCAAUUUCUCCAAAAUAUAUAUUCUCUCCAGACUCCACCCGGAGAUCUUGCCGACCAAAGCCCCGUCGUUUCAAGCCCUUCCCGGUCAGUUUCCAUCACCGAACCUUCAAAGCCCCAUUCCAAAGUCCCUCACGGAUUCAUUCAGUCCUGCUCAUCAUCCAUCAAAGAAAACAAUAAUGUCCAUAAAUUCCCAUUCCCAAUCCCAUCCACCUCUCUUCUCAAAUCUCCAUUUUAUGACAGUUGUAUUAGUAUUACUGCUACUAUUAACUCCACUAACUCCCUCCGCUGCUUCUCCAUCGAUACCACCAUCCUUCAACCUCUCCCAUUAUUUUCUUUUUGCCACCUCUAACGACGUCGUUAACAACCGCCAACACCAUCACCGCUCCGACUCCCAACCCAAUUCUUCCCCCUUCUUAAAGGAUGUGUUGAAGGAAAUUGGAUCGAGGGAGAAGUGGGAUUUGCAAGAAUUUAGCGUUUCAAAGUUGGAUGUGAAGAAAGCAAAGCUCGGGGACUUGCAACGGUACGAGUUUCGGGUUCGAUUUGGUAAAAGCGAAUUUGUGUUCAAGCUGUUGGAUCAAGUUUCCCGGUGGAAGAGAUUUGAACAACUGGAAAACGAAUUGGGUUUUGAAGAUUUGGUUAAUAAAAUUACCUCCAAGGCUGCUGUGCUCGGUACUCUCAAAAUUCAAGGCCCUUUUCACUUGCGUCUCGCCGGAGAUCAUCAGCUCAAACUCUUUUUGCCGCUCAAGAACUCGUUUUCUGGUCUGAAAACAUUCUUGUCGUGA